CUUUCAAAUUUCUUUUAAAUUUUACCAACACAAACAUGUCUCAAGCUCCAAGUUUCUUGGAUUCAAACGAUCGAAUUUUCACUUUUGUGGUAAGAAAUGGAAAUGGCGUCAAAGGCAUGGUGGAUUCAGGACUACUAUUAAACGUACCACAACGGUACAUACAACCUGAACAUGAAAGAAUACACAAUCUAAACGUACCGUCUUAUGAUAAUCCGCCGAUUGAUUUAUCGAAACUUAACGGUCCUAACCAUGACGAAGUAGUGGACGAAAUUUCCAGAGCCGCGGAGGCUUUCGGGUUCUUUCAAGUGGUGAACCAUAGCGUGCCUAUCGAGCUGCUCGAGUCACUUAAGGACGCGGCUCAUAAUUUCUUUAGCCAACCGGCUGAAAAGAAGGCGGUCUAUCUUAGCGGUGUGAGCCCUAGUCCGUUGGUGAAGUAUGGUACAAGUUUUGCGCCGGAACAAGAGAAGGCAUUGGAGUGGAAAGACUCUCUUAAUAUGGUUUACACUAAUGAUGAUGAAGCACUUCAAGUUUGGCCUCAAGAAUGCAAAAAUGUCGCGCUGGAAUAUAUUAAAACAUCAAGUAAGAUGGUGAAGGAACUACUAGAAGCUUUAAUGGAGAAGCUAGGAGUGAAAGUAGAUGAUGCAAAAAUUGAAGCAUUAAUAGGGUCGAAAAUGGUGAACAUGAACUAUUAUCCGACAUGUCCGAAUCCCGAGCUCACUGUCGGUGCCGGCCGUCACUCCGAUAUGGGAACCCUAACUGUUUUACUACAAGAUGGCAUUGGUGGUCUCUAUGUUAAAGUUGAAGAAAAUAUUGAUGGCAAGAAAAAAGGGGAAUGGAUGGAAAUUCCACCUCUCCAUGGUGCUUUGGUCGUCAACAUCGGAAAUGUCCUGGAGAUAGUGAGUAAUGGAAAGUAUAAAAGUGCUGAGCAUAGAGUGCGGACUACAAGCACAAAAUCAAGAGUUUCAAUUCCAAUAUUCACCAUUCCAAAAGGAUUGGAAAAAAUUGGACCGUUGGAUGAAGUGGUGAAGAACGAUGGGGUGGCUAAUUAUAGAGAAGUGGUAUUUGAAGAUUAUGUCAACAAUUUCUUUAGCAAUGCCUAUGAUGGAAAGAAAUCUCUUGAUUUCUCAAGGAUCUAUUAGCUUUUCUUAACAAAACUAUUUAGGUUAAUCACUCAAAAUACUGAAUUUUUUUAUUUUUUAUUUUUAAUCCAGUCUUUUAAAAACGUUAUGUUUAUUUUAAUUUUAUAGAUAUAUUUUUUAAAUGAAUUAUAGCUAAUUAGGCUAUUUAUUAAA
Messenger RNA from Mercurialis annua (annual mercury), 1292 nucleotides. Its product is annotated as scopoletin 8-hydroxylase-like. The record is from RefSeq and is a predicted model, not a curated record. Lineage: Eukaryota; Viridiplantae; Streptophyta; Magnoliopsida; Malpighiales; Euphorbiaceae. The transcript is spliced from 3 exons. Bases 36 to 1139 code for a protein of 367 amino acids.